Molecule: messenger RNA, 5719 nt
Organism: Choloepus didactylus (southern two-toed sloth)
Lineage: Eukaryota; Metazoa; Chordata; Mammalia; Pilosa; Megalonychidae
Exons: 2
Coding region: 3389-4564 (391 amino acids)
Source: RefSeq, a predicted model, not a curated record
GCAGGGAUUGUCAGAUUGGAUUAAAAAAAGAGAUCCAACUAUAUGCUGCCUAUAGGAAACCUACUUGAAACAUAAAGGUGAAUCUGUGUUAAAUUCAAAAGCAGAUGAAGAAAGUCAUGUUAGCAUUAAUCAAAAGAAAGCUGGAAUGGCUAUGUUAAUAGCAGUGGAGAUACCGGGGCAUUUUACCUAACAGCAACAGAAUGCACAUUCUUUUCAAGUGUGCAUGGGACAUUCAGACCAUGUAUCUGCAUCAUAAAAUCAAUCUGAGAUUUUAAGAGGUUGAAAUCAUACAAGACAUAUUCUUUUUACCAUAGAGAGUUAAAUUAGAUUAACAAUAAAAUGCUAUAUGGGAAAAUCUGCAAAUAUUUGAAAGCAAGACAUGUAUCUAAAUAACUUAGGAGUCAAAGAAGAAAACACAAGAGAAAUUACAAAGUAUUUUGAACUGAAUAAAAAUGAAAACUUAACAUAUCAAAGCCUAUGGGAUUUCACCGAAGCAGUACUAAGAGGGAAAUUUGGAGUAUGUAAUGCUUUACAUUUAAAUUUAAAAAAAUUAAGUUCAAGUCAAUAGCCCCAGCUUUUACCUCAAGAAACUAGGAAAAAGAAGAGCAAAUUAAAUCCAUAGCAUGCCAAAGAAUCAAAAUAAUGAGCAGAAAUCAAUGAAAUGGAAAACAGUAGCAACAUGGAAAGUUGAUUCAAGCAAAAGCUGAAAUUUCUGUGAUAAUAAAAUGGGUAAACAUACAUGUAGCCCAUGUAAUGAGAAAAAAGAGAAAACACAAAUUACCCGUAAAAAGGUGAUAUCACUUCAAUAUCUACAGAAAAACAAGGGGAAAUGUGUACAAAUAAAUAGUAUAACUUUAUGACAAUGAAUAAAACCAGGUGAAAUGAACAAAUUUCUUAAAAGUCACAGAAUGCCAAAACUCACUCUAGAAGAAGUACUUAACCUGAGUAACUGUAUAUUUACUAGGAAAAUUUAAUUUGUAAUUAAAAUGUUUCCCACAGGGAAACUCCAGGCUCAGAAAGCUUCACUGAUGAAUUUUAUCAAAUAUACCAGUUCUACCUAAACUCCUCACAGAAAUAGAAGUGUCCACACUUGCAGAAUCUGUCUGUGAGGCCAGCAAACCAGAAAAAAACAUUGGAGGAAAAGAAAGCUACAGACCAAUAUAUUUUACCAAUACAGAUGCAAAAUUCAUAAAUCAUUGUUAAGAAAUAGUAAUGUACAUAAUGACUAAGUUUUGUGUUUUAAAUGACAGAUACUGCUGUAGUUUUAAGAUCUAGCCUCUAAACUGACUUGUUCUAAAGUAAACGGAAAUGAAGAUUUCUGGCUUUAUUUCCAUUGGUUCAUGCUGUUUUGUCAUUGCUCUUGGCUUAUAUUAAAAUAUAUUUGAUUCUCAAUGCUGGUUUUCUCAAGUGUACAUUUUAGACAUUUAAGAAAUUAUCAUACCGAGUGAGGCUGAGAAUUUAAGACCUUAACAAAAUACUGUCCUCUGGCCCUGCAAAGGCUUAUGUUCUGUCAUUUCUUGGGAAAGUGCUCUAGCCAAGGUCGUUUCAUUACACUGGCACAGGCUUGUUAAAUGGUGUGAUGAUGCCGACUGAGAGCAUUUUAAAUGUAGCUGCAGUUCUGCUCGGCACAGCCCUGUUGCUCAUUUGCUCUCUUUGGGGCUCCUUGGUGGCCGUGGUGUUGGGACAGCCGCCCGUGUGGGCAGCCCGAGCUUGGAGGCGCGAGGACCACUGUUCGAUCUCUAAGGACAAACGCUCCUCUGCCUGGGCGGGCCGAUGUGGGAGGUUUUGAGUGUACUUGAAUCAUCUUCUCUGUUACCUACGGACAUUGCCUGCGUAUGAGACGUCACUCUAUAUAGAAAGGUAUGUCUUUUCACUGUACAUUCUUUCCUUUUUAGGCUAGAACUGGUGUUAAAACAUCACUAUUCUUUAUAAAGUAAUCAAAGUAGUGGCUAAAAUCAAAAACUUACGACCCUCUGUAUCUUAAUCGUUAUGCUUUGCAGUUCUAGGGUCAUUUUUCAGCAGCUUUUGCAUUUUGGUUGCAUGUUGCUUCCUCCUGAUAGAUAGGACAGCAACUGAUAGACGAGUAUUGAUGAUGAAAUAUAAAGAAGAAAAGUUUGUGUCUUGGCACCUUUGUUAGUACAUUUGUAUCUCAAGACUGUCAGAGCCCUGUUUGGAGGGAGUGUUGAAAUGAGAGGAGGUAAUGUUGACAGAACUGGUUUUCAGCACUCCAGGUAUUAAUGGAAACAUUUAUUCCUUCAAGAUCUUUUCUUCCAAAUUCAGACUGGUGCUUGUUGUCCAGGACAGCUGAUUUUCUGCUGAUUUCACUCUUACCCACAGUCACCAAAUAUAAAGCUGUACUUAAAAGAAUAAGUAAUUUGGUCUCAUUUACAGAUUGUUUAAGAAAUUUCCAUUUGGGUUUUAUUUUUAAUGGAAAUUGGAGUAUUUGAACUUAAGCCUUUUUGAAGUCUUUAAAGAGAGAGAGAAGCUAUAAAUCAUUUAAUAUCCAAUAUCUAAUGAUUUUUUAAUCAACUAUUUUAUAAAAUGUAUCAUUCAGUGGUUAUCUUGUUCAGUUAUACAGUUUUAAAUGUUUUCUCCCUCCUGUAGAGGAAAUACUAUUGAAAUGUUCACAAUUUUAAUACUAGAACAAAAACUCUGCAGCCUAGUUCUUUAUUCAGGGAUAUGGGAAAUAAUGUAUUCGUUGGUCCAGGCAUUCUUUUUAUUAUUUGAUUACAUGAGGAUAAUAAAACUACAGAGAAUUUUCAAUAUUUCUUUUUCUUGUAUUUGCAAGCAUUAUAAUUUAAAAUCAAUGUCUACAUUAUAAAAUUUAUUUUUCUUUUAUCAUUUUGUGAACAGUUUUCUAUGGUUUUAGCAACAAUGUAUAAUUAACACUAGGAAUCAGUGUUACUUUAGAAUAGAAUGAUAAGCUAAAUGUUUAUCUUAUUUUCAAGGAGAAAAACUGUUUCUGGUGUAAUAACCUUGCUAAAAAGUCUUAAUUAGUGUAUGUAGGAGCAGUCUAGGGUAAGAUUUAUAUGUAACUUCUAUAGCAAAGUGACCUUUUAAUAAUACCAAUUUGUUUGCAAGCCAGUAGGUAGAGAAGGUACUCAUUUCCCCUCUAUUUUGAGAUAGGGAGUGUAAAAUUUAGUAGGUGAACAGCUAGCCUGUUCUGUCUUUGAAGAAAAUCAUCCUUCAAGAUAGCCCUCUUGGUUGAUGAGGAACACAACGAGCAUAUGUGCUGCCUGGACCCAAGCCUGAUGCUAUUGAUAGAUACUACUUUUUUAAAAUAUCAGUGUACCAGUGUCUUUGAUUUUAUUUCAUUUUAGUAAAAUGAAAAUAUUAAUGCUAGCCUUUAUUAAUCCAGUAACUGGCUCAUGAGCUUUCUUCCAAAGUUAUGACUUCUUGCCAGACAUUGUGUCCUCUGGAGAACUUCUGGGAUGUGCAGACCCUGUGUCCUCUGGAGAACUUCUGGGAUGUGCGGAUCCUGUGUCCUCUGGAGAACUUCUGGGAUGUGCGGAUCCUGUGUCCUCUGGAGAACUUCUGGGAUGUGCAGACCCUGUGUCCUCUGGAGAACUUCUGGGAUGUGCAGACCCUGUGUCCUCUGGAGAACUUCUGGGAUGUGCAGACCCUGUGUCCUCUGGAGAACUUUUGGGAUGUGCGGAUCCUGUGUCCUCUGGAGAACUUCUGGGAUGUGCAGACCCUGUGUCCUCUGGAGAACUUCUGGGAUGUGCGGAUCCUGUGUCCUCUGGAGAACUUCUGGGAUGUGCAGACCCUGUGUCCUCUGGAGAACUUUUGGGAUGUGCGGAUCCUGUGUCCUCUGGAGAACUUCUGGGAUGUGCAGACCCUGUGUCCUCUGGAGAACUUCUGGGAUGUGCAGACCCUGUGUCCUCUGGAGAACUUCUGGGAUGUGCAGACCCUGUGUCCUCUGGAGAACUUCUGGGAUGUGCAGACCCUGUGUCCUCUGGAGAACUUCUGGGAUGUGCAGACCCUGUGUCCUCUGGAGAACUUCUGGGAUGUGCAGGCUCUGUGUCCUCUGGAGAACUUCUGGGAUGUGCAGACCCUGUGUCCUCUGGAGAACUGGGAUGUGCGGAUCCUGUGUCCUCUGGGGAACUUCUGGGAUGUGCCGACCCUGUGUCCUCUGGAGAACUGGGGUGUGCGGAUCCUGUGUCCUCUGGAGAACUUCUGGGAUGUGCUGACCCUGUGUCCUCUGGAGAACUUCUGGGAUGUGCAGACCCUGUGUCCUCUGGAGAACUGGGAUGUGCGGAUCCUGUGUCCUCUGGGGAACUUCUGGGAUGUGCUGACCCUGUGUCCUCUGGAGAACUUCUGGGAUGUGCGGAUCCUGUGUCCUCUGGAGAACUGGGAUGUGCGGAUCCUGUGUCCUCUGGGGAACUUCUGGGAUGUGCCGACCCUGUGUCCUCUGGAGAACUGGGGUGUGCGGAUCCUGUGUCCUCUGGAGAACUUCUGGGAUGUGCUGACCCUGUGUCCUCUGGAGAACUUCUGGGAUGUGCAGACCCUGUGUCCUCUGGAGAACUACUGGGAUGUGCAGAUCCUGUGUCCUCUGGAGAACUGAAAUGUGCAGACCCUGUGUCUUCUGGAAAACUCCUGGGAUGUGCAGGCCCUGUGUCCCCUGGAGAACUGGAUGUGCAGACCCUCUUUCCUCUGGAGAACUUCUGGGAUGUGCAGACCCUGUGUCCUCUGGAGAACUGGGAUGUGCAGACCUUGUGUCAUCUGGAAAACUCCUGGGAUGUGCAGGCCCUGUGUCCCCUGGAGAACUGGAUGUGCAGACCCUCUUUCCUCUGGAGAACUUCUGGGAUGUGCAGACCCUGUGUCCUCUGGAGAACUGGGAUGUGCAGACCUUGUGUCAUCUGGAAAACUCCUGGGAUGUGCAGGCCCUGUGUCCCCUGGAGAACUGGAUGUGCAGACCCUGUGUCCUCUGGAGAACUGGGAUGUGCAGACCCUGUGUCCUCUGGAGAACUGGGAUGUGCAGACCUUGUGUCAUCUGGAAAACUCCUGGGAUGUGCAGGCCCUGUGUCCCCUGGAGAACUGAAUGUGCAGACCCUCUGUCCCCUGGAGAACUGGAAUGUGUGCACUGCUCCUUCGCACCUCCCUCUUCUGUCCUCACGUGACCCCCUGUCCUGCUUCAUCGUGCCCCUCCACGUUUGUGUACUCGUCUUCCCUGUGUCCCUGCCUUCCAUUCACUCUGCCCUGUAUCUUUCUUCCUGCUUCUCCCCGAAUCCUCUGUAUCUACAGUUUUCAAAGAACUUUAAACUAAUAACCUCUUUAAAAUCUGCUGGAAAUGCUGUAUCCUCUCCUUGGAAAAAUAUAAAAGCCCCUUAUUUCUUAGCUUUAUGUCUCAUAUCUUCUCCCAUGAAUUAUUCAGGUUUGCCACUGUCUGAACUUGCUUCUGGUUUUGAGCAUGUGGCAAACUUGGUUAGUCAGAAAAUUUCAGAAAUAAUAGAGUAAAAAAAUAGCUCACAUGUUGCAUUUAAUGUGGAUGUUUUCUGUUGUUUUUCUUAUCUGGAUAAAUGUAAACCAUUCUUCCCUUUAAUUAGGAAGUUUUCAUUUUUAGAAUGGCCAAGAAUUUAAUGUUAGCUUAAGUAAGUAGAAGAGGUGCUUUUAAAAAGAGAUGUGUGCAGUUUUCUUUAACAUAAUAGAAAUAUUAUUUCUCUAUUACACGGUAUACAUUUAUGUAUAUGACUAGAAUGUUUUUAUUUCUGGGUUCCAG